Cylicostephanus goldi is the source of this 291-nucleotide messenger RNA. The record is from the annotation of a GenBank genome assembly. Lineage: Eukaryota; Metazoa; Nematoda; Chromadorea; Rhabditida; Strongylidae.
AUGCCUAUUAUCUGCUAUGGGGAAGUUAUACAGAAAAGGGAUCUUGCAUUAACGAGUGACCUAGGAGUAGACUAUUUGCUGCGACACGAGUCGGAUCAUGCUGUCAACCAUAUCCAAUUUCUAAUUAAUGAGGGAGGUUUGAUUACGGCGUGCGGCAGUGACCUCAUACAUUUAUGGAAUUAUCGCCAGAAAAUUCCAGAGAUUGUGCACAGCCUGCAAUUGAACAAGGAAUCUGUGUCAUGCAUAAAUCUUCCAAUGGGUGGAAAAUGGUUAUAUGUAGGCACAGACAAG